This is a messenger RNA of Amborella trichopoda, 933 nucleotides long. RefSeq names its product Pollen Ole e 1 allergen and extensin family protein. The record is from RefSeq and is a predicted model, not a curated record. Lineage: Eukaryota; Viridiplantae; Streptophyta; Magnoliopsida; Amborellales; Amborellaceae.
AGGCAUGCUCCCCUUUGUUUAAGCCAUCCCAAUACUGAAAACCCUAGCUCAUUUCCUCUUGCUAUGGCCUCCAUUGCUCUAUCUGCACUUGUUUUCUUGCUUUCUUUCUCCUCUUCCCACCUUGCUUCAGCCCAUGUCGUUGAAGACCAAAUCUCUUGCCUGGAUUGCACCAAGCAUCAAGCUCAUGGUGUUGGACUGGUCAUCAAAUGCGACAGUGAGAAGCCAAUCCUAGCGGUGACAGACCGCACCGGUUCUUUCAAAGCCGAAAUCACAACAAGCAAAACCAGUGCUCCUCUUGAAGACACUUGCUAUGCGAGCCUUCUCGGUCCCCGCAACAAGCUAUGCUCAUUCAAGAAUAACCAGGCUUCAAAGUUUGUGAAAAGUGCUAAAUAUCACAAAGAUCCAUCAUCUUCAUACUACGCACUCUUCACUCCAUUGAGCUUCUCCUCCUCUGACUGUGUCUCAAUGGCUAACAGAAAGAUAAAGCCUGAUUUCAAGGUAGAAGACACAAAGCAAGAUGGUAGCAAGUCUUCCAAAACUAUUGAUCUUCCUGUGCCAAGAGAAUGGGGUUUGGCUCCUACUAGCUACUAUUUUUAUCCUAUUAUACCAAUUGGAAUACCAUAAGUUUUAAGUGUAGGUCUUCUAGACUACUGUAAAAAUAUCUAUAGAUCAAAUGCUUGUAUUGCAUGGGAAGCCUAAUGAUCUAUAGUUUGCCAACUUGAGAGAAUAAUUAGGUUUUUAAUUGGCUAAGUGUGAUGCCUAUAGAUGGGUUUUAUGCAAGUUGGUGGUGUUUUAAAGUGUGUUGGUAUUGAUUAUAUAUUUCAUAUGUUUGUUGUGAUAAUAUCAAAAGGAGUGUUUGAAUAUGGAGUCCAAAGACCAUGGGACACUAUCAUGUCAUAUACUAAAUUCAGCUGUCCUUGUUUGUUCAUCUUA